AAGAUAGGCCUCGAGCCAAGGUCCCUAAUAUUGGCGCGCAAUAAACCCUUCUCCAAAAUCACUAGGGUUUUAGCACACUUCAAUCCGACAAAGUUCCCGAUAUCUUCGUCCCCAACACAGCUGAACUUCUUCAGCUUCUAUGCAUGAAACUUCACACGUUUAACCCUCAAACCUCAUUUGUACAAUCCAAUCCCAUGGCCUUUUCAACUGGCAUUCGUCUAUUACGCUGUUACCACCACCACUUCACUUUCACUGCAAUACCAUCCCGCUUCUCGGGGCUCCGAAAAGCCUCGUCGGAGCUCCGGUUUCUUUCAUCAGUGACUCCGCCGAGGAAGCAAGUCCGACCGGUAAGUGCCCGCCGGAAAGUCACUGAGGAAGAGGUUGGAGAUGAAGGUAAUGGAAGUGUUAUUCUUAGAGAUAGAGACGGAAAUGAGGGCGGAGGAGGAGGAGGAGGGGAGAGAAUUGUACAUACCGAGCUUCACAAGGAGGCUACUGAGGCAUACAUGUCUUAUGCAAUGUCAGUGCUGCUGGGUCGCGCUUUGCCUGAUGUUAGGGACGGGUUGAAGCCAGUGCACAGGCGAAUACUAUACGCAAUGCAUGAGUUGGGGCUUUCUUCCAAGAAACCAUAUAAAAAAUGUGCAAGAGUUGUUGGAGAGGUGCUUGGUAAGUUUCAUCCUCACGGAGACAAUGCAGUCUAUGAUUCCUUGGUCCGAAUGGCCCAGGAUUUUUCCUUGCGGUCUCCGCUCAUUCGAGGGCAUGGAAACUUUGGUUCAAUUGAUGCAGAUCCUCCUGCGGCCAUGCGGUACACUGAAUGCCGUCUGGAAGCACUCACUGAGGCCAUGCUAUUAGCAGACCUGGAGCAGAAUACAGUAGAUUUUGUCCCAAAUUUCGACAACUCUCAGAAAGAACCGUCGCUACUUCCUGCUCGUAUUCCGAACUUGUUGUUAAAUGGUGCUUCUGGGAUUGCGGUUGGCAUGGCUACCAAUAUUCCCCCCCAUAAUCUUGGGGAGCUCGUGGAUGCGCUAUCUGCACUGAUUCAUAAUCCAGAAGCCACGCUGCAAGAACUGUUGGAGUACAUGCCUGGUCCUGACUUCCCAACUGGCGGAAUAAUUAUGGGCAACAUUGGAAUUUUGGAGGCGUAUAGGACUGGAAGAGGACGAGUAGUAAUUCGAGGGAAGACUGAUAUUGAAUUACUCGACGCCAAGACAAAACGUGCUGCAAUAAUUAUCCAAGAGAUUCCUUAUCAAACAAACAAAGCGUCCCUUGUUGAGAAAAUUGCUGAUCUUGUGGAAAAUAAGACUUUGGAAGGAGUAAGUGAUAUCCGUGAUGAGAGUGAUCGAUCAGGAAUGCGUGUAGUCAUUGAGCUUAAAAGAGGGUCUGAUCCAGCCAUCGUGUUGAAUAAUCUUUACCGUCUUACUGCUCUGCAAUCCAGUUUUAGUUGCAACAUGGUCGGUAUUCUCAAUGGUCAACCGAAGCUGAUGGGGUUAAAGGAAUUGCUCCAGGCAUUUUUGGAUUUUAGAUGCUCUGUUGUUGAAAGGCGGGCUAAGUAUAAACUUUCACAAGCACAAGAAAGAAGCCAUAUUGUUGAGAGGCCUAAACAGGUUCUGCCUACGAGAAGGCAGGCUUAUGCCAGUUACCAGGAAAAAAGUUCUUUUCCAUUCUGUAAUUUCCUUCUCGGGAUCGUUCCUUCUUCCAGUAACCAUUUGAUGGGUAUUAUAAUUGGACUUGAUAACUUGGAUGAGGUCAUCAAUACAAUCAGAAAAGCAUCAAGCCAUGCGCUCGCAACUGCCAAUUUGAGAAAAGAAUUUGAAUUGACUGAAAAACAAGCUGAAGCUAUAUUAGAUAUAAGCCUGAGAAGGCUUACAGCACUCGAGAGAAAUAAAUUUGUUGACGAGGGGAAAUCUUUGAGAGCGCAAAUUUCCAAGUUAGAGGAGCUUUUGUCUAGUAAGAAGCAAAUACUCCAGUUGAUUGAAGAAGAAGCACUUGAAAUAAAGGACAAGUAUUUCACUCCGAGGCGUUCACAGUUAGAGGAUACAGACAGCGGUAAUCUUGAAGAUAUAGACGUGAUUCCGAAUGAAGAAAUGCUACUGGCAAUUAGUGAGAAGGGCUAUGUUAAACGGAUGAAACCUGACACAUUUAAUCUACAAAAUCGCGGGACAAUUGGCAAAUCAGUGGGUAAAUUAAGAGUAAAUGAUGCCAUGUCUGAUUUCCUUGUUUGCCGGGCCCAUGACAAAGUUCUCUAUUUUAGUGAUAAAGGUACCGUGUACUCUUCUCCAGCUUACAAGAUUCCUGAAUGCAGCCGAACUGCAGCCGGCACUCCUUUAAUUCAGAUAUUGUCCUUGUCUGAUGGCGAGAGAAUAACUUCAAUUAUUCCUGUGAGCGAAUUUGCGGGAGAUCAGUAUCUUGUGAUGCUUACUGUGAAUGGAUAUAUCAAAAAAGUAUCAUUGAACUAUUUUGCCUCUAUUAGGUCUACAGGAAUAAUUGCGACUCAAUUGGUCCCAGGUGAUGAAUUAAAAUGGGUGAAAUGUUGCUCAAAUAAUGAUUUUGUUGCAAUGGCUUCACUAAAUGGAAUGGUGAUUUUGACGCCUUGUGCAAAUAUAAGAGCUCUUGGUAGAAAUACUAGAGGCUCUGUUGCCAUGAGACUAAAAGAUGGGGAUAAAGUGGCUAGCAUGGACAUUAUACCAGAUGCUUUGCAGAAGGAAUUGGACAUGACCUUGGCAGUUCAUCAAAGAAAUAGAAGGAGCAUGAAUGGCCCAUGGCUGCUGUUCGUGUCAGAAAGCGGUUAUGGGAAGAGAGUUCCAGUUAGCAGAUUCCGCACAUCACCUUUGAAUAGAGUCGGUUUAAUUGGUUACAAGUUUUCAUCUGAAGAUCGCCUGGCAGCAGUAUUCGUAGUUGGAUUCUCCUUUGGAGAUGAUGGUGAGAGUGACGAGCAAGUUGUUCUUGUGAGCCAGAGUGGAACGGUGAAUCGCAUAAAAGUUCGGGACAUCUCUAUCCAGUCCCGGUAUGCGAGAGGAGUAAUUUUGAUGCGUCUUGAGCAUGCUGGGAAAAUUCAGUCAGCCUCAUUGAUCUCAGCAGCAGAUGCCGAUUCAGAUUCAGAUCCUGAAGUGGAAGAUGCAGCAGCAGUAGAAGCAUAGUGUCCCUACAUUUGACCUAUAUAACGUGCAGGUUAUUUGCAGCGUCAGUAGCUGUAGGAUGAUGGGUUUUGUACAGCUGAUGAUGUAAUCUUGUAGAUACACUUCUGUACUUCUCUAAAUAUCCCUCUUUGAUGGUUGCUGGGGAGAUCUAUCAUUUUUUACCCGAUAGGGAGGAUCUAAUCCGUGUCAGUUGUUCUAGUC
Solanum stenotomum is the source of this 3335-nucleotide messenger RNA. Its product is annotated as DNA gyrase subunit A, chloroplastic/mitochondrial. Gene Ontology annotation, molecular function: DNA topoisomerase type II (double strand cut, ATP-hydrolyzing) activity; DNA binding; ATP binding. Lineage: Eukaryota; Viridiplantae; Streptophyta; Magnoliopsida; Solanales; Solanaceae. Gene Ontology annotation, cellular component: chromosome; cytoplasm; DNA topoisomerase type II (double strand cut, ATP-hydrolyzing) complex. Gene Ontology annotation, biological process: DNA topological change. Bases 144 to 3134 code for a protein of 996 amino acids. The record is from RefSeq and is a predicted model, not a curated record. The transcript has 28 exons.